Molecule: messenger RNA, 879 nt
Organism: Akanthomyces muscarius
Lineage: Eukaryota; Fungi; Ascomycota; Sordariomycetes; Hypocreales; Cordycipitaceae
Exons: 4
Coding region: 1-879 (292 amino acids)
Cellular component (GO): plasma membrane
Molecular function (GO): calcium-activated cation channel activity
Source: RefSeq, a predicted model, not a curated record
AUGGAUGACCCCGAGAACUGGCCGUGGCUUGUCGCCCGGCUCGACCUCAACCAGAACAGUGACCCUCGCAUCAACUCUACCCGCAACGACUCAAACGGCCAGGGCACCCUCAGCGCGACGGCGAACAACAAAAGCCCCUCGCUGCCCAAGCUCGGCGGUACAUUCAUCCCUAUUGGCAUCAUUCUCGGAGUAACCUCGAUCUUGUUCCUAUUCCUGCGCCCUCGACUGAAGCGCGUGUAUGCACCGAGAACCAUUCGCGCUAUCCGAAGACCACUGGAGCCGAGUCCAGAGCUACCCAAUGGCAUCUUCAACUGGGUGGUACCGUUUUUUAAAAUUCCUGAUACAUAUAUUUUAAACAAUGCCACCAUCGACGGCUUCUUCUUCAUCCGCUAUCUCAAAGUACUACGGAAUAUUUGCUUUGUCGGAUGUUUGCUCGCUUACCCGAUUUUAUUUCCGAUCAAUGCGACUGGCGGCAAUGGCAAUAUCCAGCUUGCCAUGCUAACGAUUGGCAAUGUCAAGGACCCCAACAAGCUGUAUGCGCAUCUAUUCGUCGCCUGGGCGUUCUUCGGGUUUGUUCUGUUUACCAUCGUCCGAGAAUGCAUCUACUACGUCAACCUCCGUCAAGCGUAUCUGUCGUCGCCUCACUACGCCCAGCGCAUCUCAUCGAGAACCAUGCUCGUUACGGGCUUGCCUGAUAAAUACCAGGACGAAGCGCGGCUGCGAAAGCUUUAUGGGGACUCGGCCAAAAGAAUAUACCUUCCUCGAAGCAGCAAAGUUCUUGCUAAACUUGUAAAGGAGCGGGAACAGACAGCCAAGCGACUAGAGGAUGCCGAGGUGAAGCUGAUUAAAAUGACGAACCAUGCACGCAACCGCAACUGA